Pangasianodon hypophthalmus (striped catfish) is the source of this 1660-nucleotide messenger RNA. RefSeq names its product serine protease 27. The transcript has 6 exons. Gene Ontology annotation, molecular function: serine-type endopeptidase activity. NCBI's taxonomy places the organism in Eukaryota, Metazoa, Chordata, Actinopteri, Siluriformes, Pangasiidae. The coding region runs from base 94 to 1023 and encodes 309 amino acids. Gene Ontology annotation, biological process: proteolysis. The record is from RefSeq and is a predicted model, not a curated record.
CCUGGAAUGCAAGAAGGAAAAAACCUUAGAACUUUAGACACAAAGGUCUUCAAGAGAGAGAAGACUACCUGAAGUCAGAGGACACACAAUAUCAUGGAAAUUUAUUUGUGGAAGAUUGUGUGUGUAGUAUGUGCUCUACUCCUUAAUGCUACAGGCUUACUCUCCCAGCUGGAUGUGUGUGGUCGGCCUCCACUGAACACCAAGAUUGUGGGUGGUGAAGAUGCUGCUCCUGGGUCCUGGCCUUGGCAGGUCAGCAUUCAGUCAGGAGGCUUCCAUUUCUGUGGUGGCAGCCUGAUCAAUGAGAACUGGGUCUUAUCGGCUGCUCACUGUUUCCAAAGCAUUACUGCACCUGAAAUCACAAUCUAUCUAGGAAUGGAAAGUCUGGAGGGAACUAACUCUAAUAUGCAGAAAACAGGCACUAGUAGCAUUAUUAAUCACCAAGAGUAUAACCCUACCACCCAUGACAAUGAUAUUGCACUAGUCCAGCUCUCCUCUUCAGUUAAUUUCACCAAUUAUGUCAUGCCAGUGUGCCUUGCAGCAAGCAACAGUUCUUUUCCUGGUGGUACUAAUGUCUGGGUCACAGGAUGGGGUAAAAUUGCAUCCAGCGUGAAUCUGCCGUUCCCUAAAACCCUGCAGGAGGUGCAGGUGCCGAUUGUCAGUAACAGUGACUGUGCAAAAGCAUAUGGAUCUGGCUCUAUCACAGACAAUAUGAUGUGUGCUGGCUUAACUCAAGGAGGAAAAGACUCAUGUCAGGGUGAUUCUGGAGGUCCACUGGUGGUCAAGAUCGGUGGAACAUGGGUUGAGGCUGGGAUUGUGAGCUUUGGCCAUGAAUGCGCUUUGCCUAAUUUCCCCGGUGUGUACACCAGAGUGUCUCAGUAUGAAGACUGGAUUAACAGCAAGAUCAGCAACAAUCAACCUGGAUUUAUUCAAUUCUCAAAUGGCAAUCAUGGCUCCCCCAACCUCUUCUGUCUGUUCCUUUCUUCUUCCAUCAUCCCAUUCCUCCUCUCCCUCUACAACUCCUAGUGAUAUCAGUCAAAUUAAACAUACAAGCAAAACAAAAGGAGUGAGUUAACAUUACUAUAUUAUAUCAAUGCCUUACACAAGAUCCAUACUUAGCUUUUAUCUGUAGCUUUUACUUAAGUACUUAACGGACAUAUGUCAACUUAAUUUUCUACAAAUCUCUUGAUUUUUGGGUGACAGCAAUUCAUAAUGUGAAGCUUUCUGUAACAGAACGACCAAGCCUAAUGCAAUAAUAUUGUGAAGUGUCAUGAUUUAAUAAACAUUUGAUACAGUAAUUAAUGUUUUUUGUACAUAAUGUAGUGAGGUAUUACAUUAUAUGUGGUUUAUUACAUUAUACAUUGAGUAGAAAAAAUUAACAGCAGAAUGCUACUAUACCAACUGUACACCUGUACCAACAUGACAAAUCAAAUCUGGCCCUCGAGGUCCACUGUCCUGCAAAGUUUAGCUCAAACCCUAAUCAAACAUACCUGAACAAGCUAACCAAGGUCUUUGGAAUUACUAGAAAAUUACAGGCAGGUGAGUUUGGAGGUUGGCGCUAAACUCUGCAGAUUCAAAGAACCCUCUAAUAGAUCAUGCUUCACUGUUGCCAAUAUCAAAUGUAGUAACAUUUUAAAUAAUAAACAUAAUUACUGUAAAACUU